Molecule: messenger RNA, 417 nt
Organism: Lachancea sp. 'fantastica'
Lineage: Eukaryota; Fungi; Ascomycota; Saccharomycetes; Saccharomycetales; Saccharomycetaceae
Source: the annotation of a GenBank genome assembly
AUGCAGUUUAUCAAGUUGUUAGGUUUCGUAGGGCUUUCCUGUGGUGUUUUAGCUGGAAAUUUGACUGCUCUAGACAUCAAGGUUGUCAAGGAAAUUCCAGCAACUGAAUGUAACAUAAAGGCUGAGGAUGGUGAUAUCGUGUCUGUUCAUUACUCUGGAUCUCUGGAUGGCUCGGAAGAUCUUUUUGAUUCAUCGUACCAAAGAGGAGUUCCUAUUUCUUUCGAGUUAGGAUCUGGCCAAGUCAUUCAAGGAUGGGACCAAGGUAUUCAAGGCAUGUGCAUUGGCGAAAAACGUGAACUACGUAUACCCAGCAGUCUAGGUUACGGUACCCGUGGUGCUGGAUCGGUUAUUCCGCCAAAUGCGGAUCUGUUUUUCGAAACGACUUUGGUGGAUAUAAGAAGACGUGAUGAGCUGUAA